Cladocopium goreaui is the source of this 3066-nucleotide messenger RNA. Lineage: Eukaryota; Dinophyceae; Suessiales; Symbiodiniaceae. The record is from the annotation of a GenBank genome assembly.
CUGUGACCCGCUGAUUUGAUCUUCAUCAUGCUAGCUCGGCCGCUUGAAAGUUUGUUGGCCGGCAAUUCCUCCGUGUCCCUGGGACCCGAUGGAACCCCGACGGCAUCCAUGAACCAUCCCAGCGGGGCAGCGUGUCAGGUGUCCUUGCCUGGAUCUCGCGUGACAUCAUGGAAGCACAGCGAUCGUGGUGAGAUCCUAGUGGAAGGAGCAGCUGCGGGUCUUCUGCCUUGCGGUCUUGAAGGCGUCAUCGCACCCACGGAUUGGACGAUUCAGAGCCUGGUGGGUUUGGAAGACGAAGUGCUGAUGUUUUCCACCUUUGCCGAGGUGAAGACGGCAGAGGGUGUACCAGUGCGGGCGAGAACGGAGGUGCAAUUGGGACCCAGCCGCAUCUCCAUGAUUUUGGAGGUCUCGAAUUGCGGAGCCGACGAAAUGGAAUGGGAAGAAGAACAAGAGGAGGCGCCAUCUGACGCGCGCGAACGCAGCGCCAAGCGCAGCCGUAUCUUGCCGUUGCACCUGCCCCACGCCGGGCUGCAGGGAAGUCUGAGAUGUCACCAGGGCACCCACGUCCCUUCCGAGCCGGUGGACGCCUCCAACGGAAUCCUUCUGGGCGGCACCAAGCUCGAAACUUUUGGCUUUUCUCAGGUGAAACUGGCAUUAGCAGGCGACGUGCUGCACUUCAGGGCCUUGGCACCUUGCGAGGUGAUCCUCCAACCAGGUGAGACCGUCUCUGGUAGCUUUGACCUGAAGAUCUCCCUUCAGAUCGCGUGCCGCGACAUGCCGCGCAGCGGCUUCAGCAACUUCGUGGAGAAAGUGGCAGCGGCGGAUUCCGAUGCACAGAAGGAACUUCGAGCACGAGUGGCCGAACUCGAAGCACAACUGGUGCAACUGGGGGUGGGGUGCAUCUGGUGGGCCAGUGACGAGUUUUCUCGAAGAAUCUGGGCUGAUGCAGUACGCCAAAUGGCGGGCUAUCACGACCUUGAGACCAUGUGUUGCAUGGAAGACCAUCACUUCAAGGUCCCGGUCCUGAAAAUCGCCAAAUCUUCCUGCAGCACCCGCGAUAUGAGUUGGGUCUACUUCCUGGCCAUGCUCUCAAGCUGCGCAGGCGGUAGACGGGUGCGCAUCCUGCGCAUCCGACAAACGAACCAAAUCUUUUGGCAGGUGCUUUUUCCGGGCCCGGGCCGAGUCGCAGGGGUGUGGAGAGCGCCAUCACCCUUUUUUAUCGCCAUUGGUAUGAUGCUGAACUCCAUAUCUCUUUUGGUCUUGGGAUUCGCCAACGCAAUCCUGGUGAAGGACGUACAGCAGACGCGGAUCGAGACCUGCUCUCCACUGAAGAACCAUCAGACCUAUUCUUCUGUGGAGGUGGCAAUCGGCAAUCCAGCACAAACCUUCAGUUUGGUCGCGGACACAGGUAGCAACAGCUGCAUCGUAAAGGAUUGCGCGUGCAAACAGUGUCCAAAGUCAUGGGGAAAGUGCUUCACAGGCCCUGAGCACUCCAAGUCCUUCAACUUGCCACUCUUCAAAGUGACCAAUAACACCAACUCACCCAAUCUCAAGCAGGGAGAUAUGGCCCCUGCUGCCAUUGUGAUGAGCUUCGGUAGCGGACAGAUUGCGGCGCAGAUUGCCUCAGAUGAGGUGCGUAUCGGAGUGGUGCGAACCUUCAUGGAGAAGGGCUUGCUUCUGAUGGUGGAUCAUGCAUUGAAUCUCGAAGGUCCCUUCGAGGGCAUUUUAGGCCUCGGACGACCGAGUUUCAAGGACGGUGACAAGUCCAAGAACGUGAACGAGACCUCUGCCUUCACGGUUCCAGGAUUUUUUGAUAAAGCCCAUGUGCAACGUUUCUCAAUGUGCUUCAACCAUCAGGCCGAUGGUGUCUUGGGAGUCAACACUCCAGAGCACUCCAAGCACUUGAGUUCGGUAGGCAAGCUCCAUUGGGGACUGGACUUCCAAGGAGUCUCCAUCGGAAAGGAGAAGAUCAAGGCGGGCUUCUGUGACCCCAGCAGCAAGAAGGCCGGCAUGGAGACCGCUUGUGGCAUCAUCCCAGACAGUGGGACCACGCUGAUCGCGGGCAAUGAAGCCCACAUUGGGGCCCUCUUUGAGGCCUUGUGCCAAAACUGGAAGCGCUGCAAACAGAUGCACGGCGAGCUAGUGAAGGAAUUGCAAAAGAUGGCGAAAGCUGGCAUCGCCGUCUCCGGACCAGGAGGAAUUCCCUUUGCCAUGAUCCAGAAGGAGCCCGAGCUCGUGGCCGCCAUGAUGGCAGAGCUGUUGACCCCACAGACCGAAGGAGCUAUGAAUCAGAGCGAAGGUCAUGCAGGUCCUAUUCCUUUGGGAAACAAAGUUCCAGCGGAGUUCACUCCAGCUGGCCUAAAAAGUGCGGCGGCCGCCAAAAAACCCUUGGCGCCUGAGGAAUCGCAGGACGCAGAGUCCCAGGAAGGCUCCCAGGAAGGCUCCCAGCAAGCCUCCAAGGAAGGCUCCCAGGAAGAAUUCCAGCUUCCACCAGCCCUGACACUCCAGCUGCUAUUGGAACACUGCGCCAGCUGGAUCGAGGGUGUGGAUCUCAAUCAGGAGAUGCCGGAGUUGACCUUUCACGUGGCGGGUGCCAAUGGCCAGAAACAAGAGCUGAUCAUCACUCCCAGAAACUACGUCUUGGCCAAGGCUGUGGAUGUGGAAGUUCCAACGAUCGCCAACGUCAUGAGGAUUCCUUUGAAGACCAAGAAGUUGGAGCAUAAGAAGGUCUGCAUGAUGGCGUUCAGUCCCACGGAGUAUACCACACAGUUGAACGGUGACGUGUGGAUCAUGGGCACGCCGCUCUUCUACGAGUACACGGCGCACUACGAUCGUGGUGCCGGAAAGGAGGAGAAGGACAUUGGGAUGGGGUUCACGGCCCGUGCGGAGGAAGACUGCGGAACGUGCCAAGGAAACAAGAUCCAGAGACCCUCGCAAUCGCUGAUUGGCUCCGAAUCCACUAGAUCGGACCACUCCACGAGUCGCAGCGGGAUGGGGAUGGACGGUCUGAAGUACUUGGACAAGCAGCCCGUCACUCGAGGCUUUGUCUCCAGCAAGAGCAUUUGA